Molecule: messenger RNA, 2593 nt
Organism: Siniperca chuatsi (mandarin fish)
Lineage: Eukaryota; Metazoa; Chordata; Actinopteri; Centrarchiformes; Sinipercidae
Gene: sec61a1a
Product: SEC61 translocon subunit alpha 1
Exons: 12
Coding region: 141-1571 (476 amino acids)
Biological process (GO): SRP-dependent cotranslational protein targeting to membrane, translocation; post-translational protein targeting to membrane, translocation
Cellular component (GO): membrane; Sec61 translocon complex
Molecular function (GO): signal sequence receptor activity; transmembrane protein transporter activity; ribosome binding
Source: RefSeq, a predicted model, not a curated record
AUCGUUGUGUGCGUGUCUGUAGUGGUGACGUGUCUCUAACGUUUCCGCUCCCCCGCUCCUCCCGGUGGCUUAGUAGUGAGAUUCAGUCUGGUCAGAUUUACACAGUAAAGGAGCACAGAGGAGGGCACAGUUGGGACAUCAUGGGCAUCAAAUUCUUGGAGGUGAUAAAGCCAUUCUGUGCAGUGCUGCCAGAGAUCCAAAAACCUGAAAGAAAGAUCCAGUUCAGAGAGAAGGUAUUAUGGACUGCCAUCACUCUCUUCAUCUUCCUGGUGUGUUGCCAGAUCCCCCUCUUUGGCAUCAUGUCGUCAGACUCUGCAGAUCCAUUCUACUGGAUGAGAGUAAUUCUGGCAUCAAACAGAGGUACCCUGAUGGAGCUGGGUAUCUCGCCUAUUGUCACCUCAGGCCUGAUAAUGCAGCUGCUUGCUGGAGCUAAGAUCAUUGAAGUUGGAGACACACCGAAGGACAGAGCCCUCUUCAAUGGAGCUCAGAAAUUAUUUGGAAUGAUCAUCACCAUCGGCCAGGCCAUUGUAUAUGUGAUGACCGGCAUGUACGGAGAUCCCUCAGAGAUGGGUGCAGGAAUCUGUUUGCUCAUCAUCAUUCAGCUGUUUGUGGCUGGGAUGAUUGUGCUGCUGCUGGAUGAGUUGCUCCAAAAGGGCUAUGGCCUUGGUUCAGGGAUCUCACUGUUCAUUGCUACUAACAUCUGUGAGACGAUCGUCUGGAAGGCCUUCAGCCCCACGACUGUGAACACCGGAAGAGGUACAGAGUUUGAGGGAGCAAUCAUUGCACUUUUCCAUCUGCUGGCCACUCGGACAGACAAAGUGCGUGCUUUGAGAGAGGCCUUCUACAGACAGAACCUGCCCAAUCUCAUGAACCUCAUUGCCACAGUAUUUGUCUUUGCUGUAGUGAUAUACUUUCAGGGAUUCAGGGUUGAUCUGCCCAUCAAGUCGGCACGCUAUCGUGGCCAAUACAACACCUACCCCAUCAAGCUCUUCUACACCUCCAACAUCCCCAUCAUCCUGCAGUCUGCCUUGGUCUCCAACUUGUAUGUUAUCUCCCAGAUGCUUUCCACACGCUUCAGUGGCAAUUUUCUGGUUAACCUGCUCGGUACUUGGUCUGAUACAUCGUCAGGGGGUCCAGCCCGUGCCUACCCUGUGGGUGGACUCUGUUACUACCUCUCUCCCCCCGAGUCAUUUGGCUCUGUUCUCGACGACCCAGUCCAUGCAGUCAUCUACAUUGUCUUUAUGCUCGGAUCAUGUGCCUUUUUCUCCAAAACCUGGAUUGAAGUCUCUGGCUCCUCUGCGAAAGAUGUGGCGAAACAGCUGAAGGAGCAGCAGAUGGUGAUGAGGGGACACAGAGAAACGUCAAUGGUCCAUGAGCUGAACAGGUACAUUCCUACUGCCGCUGCCUUUGGUGGACUGUGUAUCGGUGGUUUAUCAGUAAUGGCUGACUUUCUCGGCGCCAUUGGCUCUGGCACAGGUAUCCUGCUGGCUGUCACCAUCAUCUAUCAGUACUUUGAGAUCUUUGUAAAAGAACAGAGUGAAGUAGGCAGCAUGGGGGCCUUGCUCUUCUAGAAAAACCAAUAUCCUCUCACCUUCUACCAACUUUUAUUAGGAUCACCAACCUUGCAUUUAUUUUACAUCUGUGUGAAGCUCCGGCAUCAUCAGCUCUCCAGUUUCACGAUGUUUGAGGAAUUUUCAGGAAUCUCAGCUAAAAUGGGACCUUGCGAGGUGGUGGGGCUACACAGCUUGUUACUCCCUCCACGCAUCUUUCAAAGUAACACAAAGACCGACAUGUCAGUUGUACUUCAUCAGAUUUUCUAACUGACUCGAGAUUAUAGCUCCCCAAGAUUCAUUUAAAGGCUUCCUUUGUGUAUGAGAUGAAGUCCUGCGGGAGUUUGGUCCUUUUUUCAGACUGACAAUAGAGCGCUUCAGUAUGCAGGCAUACUCGACACGGAUGACGAAGGUCAACUGCCUGUUGUGUGCAUAAAAGCACUCAAUGUUCUGCUUGGUGUUAUCUUAAUUUAUACUUUUACUUUCAGCUUUAUUUUAUUUUUCUGUCAACCUGCCAAUUACAUGAAGGUGAGGACCAGAAGCUGAACUGUCAAACGCUGAGUCAAGUACUGUAAUUUUCCUGAUUUGUGACCCUGUGUUAUAGCUGUUAUUUGAACAGGGCCUCGUAGGAAGAGGAGAGGAUGUGGAGCUCACAUUGGGGUCCACCUGUCAAAAGAAACUGCUCCAACUCAUUUUUGUAAACAGUUAUCUGAUGAACCAUUCAAAAAAGGGGUCCUUGCUGUUUUACUGUAUGGCAUUCCCAGGGAGCUGCAGUAUUAACUCACUUCACAUUCAUUUUUGUUACCUACUUCCUUUGUUUUGUUUUUUUAAUUGUCUGCUCUGAGAAUACUUGCAUUAAUCACUUUUCCACAACUGACAAAUUAUGAUUUUCUGUACAUAGGCCAUGCAUUGAAUAACUUUGAAUUUGUCUUAAGUGUAAGAUAAAAGUCUUUUGAAUAUGUCAAAAUAAAUGCAUUUCAGAACAAACUUAUAGAAAAAUAUUCUCAAUAAAACCUUUUGUGGAAAAAGGCUUAAUCUUUUGA